Molecule: messenger RNA, 2590 nt
Organism: Blepharisma stoltei
Lineage: Eukaryota; Ciliophora; Heterotrichea; Heterotrichida; Blepharismidae
Source: the annotation of a GenBank genome assembly
AUGCAAGACGAAGGACACGAGUAAUUUUUAUGAAGAUUUUCGUCACUAUUAGACGACAUAGAAAGCCAAAAUAUAGCCCCGAUACAAGAAAGUUAUCAGCAAAUCCUUAACAAAUUUGGGAGUGUAGGGAUCCGGGCCUGAAAAAAUAUUUUAAAUGAUUUAAGCAUACAAUACAGCAUUGAUUUGAGCCCUAUAUUGAAUGAGCUGAAAUCUCAAAGCAAUGAUGAGUAUUUUUUAUGUAGUCAUUUUCCAAUUGAAAAUAUAUUGGAAAUAAUCAAAAAUUAUUGUAAAGCAAAAUUAAUGGAACAGCCGAAACGGUCACCUCCGAAGAUUGGAAGUAGAAGCAGCAUAAGAAAAGCUAGCGAAAGAUAUGGUGAAUGGUAAUAUUUAAUAUAAAAUAUUUUAUAAAAAUAUUUAUUAAUUAUAGAAAAUAGGUAUUGAAUUUUUAUUUUUUAAUUUUUUUUUUAAUUUAAAUAAUUUAUAUUGAGUCUGACAUUGAUGAGAAAUUUGCAUUGGAAAACCCUGAAUUUCAGAAUAAAAAGAAUUUUGAUGAGUUUGUUAGAAGACUUAAUUUGAAUAAAGCUUGGCUAGGCAGCACAUUAAGCACGAUAAGUCUAUAUGAAUUAUUUGAUGAGCUUCUUGCUAAAUGCAAAGUAAAUGCAACACUCAAUCAAAUAAAAGGCUUUAAGGAGCAGUUACAAAGCUAUAUAAAAAAAGAAAACCCAUCAUUUGACUAUGAGCCGUUUAUUAUGCCAGAAAUCGACAAAAUGCUUGAAAAUGAAGAAAAAGAUACAAAUGAGAAGCCAAAAAUUGACCAAGUUUCUCUAGAAGACUUUAUAAAAUUGAUUAAAAACUGGUUUAAAUUUGAAAACCCAGAACUAUUACCAUAUCAAAAAAAUCCUUCAACUAAGCAAAGUUUACAGCCUAGUUUUGUCUCAAAAUUUUCAGAAAUCAGCCUUACUCCUAUGAAUAAUUCUCAAAAUACAACCCAGCCAUUAGAUUUCCAGCAGAAACUUAUCCAGACAAUUUCUGAAUACGAAAUGAUCAGAGCCCAAAAAUUGCAAAAUAAUGAGGACGUCUCAAUUAUUGAUAAUCUAAUUGGAACUUUAAAAAAUCAGCUUAAAAAAGCUCCAAGUACUUCAAAAUCAAAAAAAGAAAAAACUUUUGAAGAACGCUGUCUAAGUGGUCUCCAUGAAAUUUUUUCCUACUAUGCUGUCCAGCAGAAACUUCUAGGAAAAACCCCAACUUUUGACGCAAUUCAAAAAAAUUCUGAAACACUUAAUAUAGGGAAAUAUUUAAAAUUUUGUAGAGAUUUUGGGCUUAUCGAUAAACAUCGCUCGUCAGAAAAAAAGUUUAUAACCCAACAAACAGCACAAAAAAUUUUUGCAAAAUACUCGGUUUUGCAAAAAGAGAUGGAUGAAGCUAUAACAUAUUUAUUGAUUAAAAAAAUAUUUUUAUUAUUUUUGAUUAUAUAAUAAAGUAUGCCAAUCAAGCUAAAAAGAAUAAUUUUAUCCAAUCUUUAAUGCUAAUGGCACAAUUUUAUUUUGAUGCAGAGUAUGAUAAAAUUUAUGGGACAGAUUAUAAGUCUCUUACCCCAGAUGAAAAGAAAAUCCAAUUUUUCGAGCUCAUUGGCUGCCAUGACGCUCAGAUUUUUUCUCAAAGAUUAAAAGGGUUUAUAAGGCCUUUUGACUCUGAAGUACCCUCAAGGCUGCCAGAAAAUGAUAUAAGCAAAAGAUAUAAGUUUCAACCUGUGAAAACUCAGCAGCAAAAACAAAUGGUUGAGGAAUGAAAAAAACAAAAAGACACUGAAAGGAAGCAGCAGCAAUCCUCUAUAAUGGAAAAAUCUACACGUAUAAAAAUUUCGUCCUGUGAGCCAGCGCCUGCAGAUGCUAUUGCGACAGUCCACCAAAUUCCUGCACCUGAAGGGUAUAGGGCCUUCCUAUAGAUGGCGCGCAAUGCGCCAUCACCGAGCCAUGUCGGAGAGAGGUUCCACACGAGGAAUGGUUCUACGUGUGGAACCCUCUCCCGACAUGGCUCGGUGAUGGCGCAUUGCGCGCCAUCUAUAGGAAGCCCUAUAUAAAAACAAAAUGAUGAAAAAAAAUGAAACUGUUACAUGAAAAGGGUUAGGGGAAAUGACUGUAAAUGAUUUAUUAAAAUGGUGCAAUUUUUUAGUCAAAGAAUUGGUUUUUUUAUACAUUAUAAGGCUUUUUUCAUUGAAAAAAUCUUUUUCCAAAUAAAAAGCAUCAUCAAGCUAUUAAAAGAUGAAGAAUUCAAUUAUGACACAUUAAUUGCUGACAGCAAUGACAGCGGUGAUGAGUUUCUAAAAAAGCAAUACCCCCUGCCAAAAUCUCAAUCCCAAGCAGUCCUUGAAAUAAAUCCAAAAAUAUCAUACAAAAAAGAAGUUCUCCAAAACCAUAACGAAGCACGGCAUUUAAAAAGCCUGACAAAUAAGACACUUCAAAGAGCUGAUGAACUGUUAGAAGCAGCCAGAAAAUCUGAAGAUAGUCGGAUACAGCGAGGGUUAAAAUUAGUUGAUGCAAGAAUGAACCGAAUGAACCAAUACGCUGCUAAAUUAAGAAAGGGUAAUUAA